AUGAAGGGCAAUCUUCUGAAGCUGUAUGAAUGUCAGAACUGCAGACUCAUAAUGUCUUAUAUAAGGCGAAAAUUAGCUGACGAACAGUUUGCUUUGACACAUGUUGAUGAGGUCAUUGAUGAACUUCUCACAACUGAUUAUUCAUGUGAUAUUGCUAUGCCGCGCAUCAAGAAAAGGUGGACUCUUGAAUCUCUUGGUUCAUUAGAACCUAGGCAAAGUGCACUUAAAGAGGAUUGGGAGCCAAAGAGGAAGAAGGAGAAGAAAGAAAAGAAGGAAAAGAAGGAUGACGGGACUGACCAUCCAGAUCCAGAGAUUGCCGAAGCAAACAGGAUACGAGCAUCACUGGGUUUGAAACCACUAAGGAUGUGA
Molecule: messenger RNA, 369 nt
Organism: Lathyrus sativus (Indian pea)
Lineage: Eukaryota; Viridiplantae; Streptophyta; Magnoliopsida; Fabales; Fabaceae
Source: the annotation of a GenBank genome assembly